Molecule: messenger RNA, 1141 nt
Organism: Hemicordylus capensis (graceful crag lizard)
Lineage: Eukaryota; Metazoa; Chordata; Lepidosauria; Squamata; Cordylidae
Product: V-type proton ATPase subunit B-like
Exons: 1
Coding region: 89-628 (179 amino acids)
Molecular function (GO): ATP binding
Source: RefSeq, a predicted model, not a curated record
CAUUUUCUCUGCUGUUGGGUUGCCCCAUAAUGAGAUAGCAGCUCAGAUCUGUCGCCAGGCAGGCUUGGUCAGGAAACCUAAAGAUGUGAUGGAUUAUAGUGAAGAGAACUUUGCCAUUGUAUUUGCUGCUAUGGGUGUGAACAUGGAAACAGCCUGGUUCUUCAAGUCUGACUUUGAGGAAAAUGGCUUCAUGGACGUGUGUCUCUUCUUGAAUUUAGCCAAUGAUCCAACAAUUGAGCGCAUUAUCAUGCCUCCUCUUUCUCUGACCACAGCAGAGUUCUUGGCUUACCAGUGUGAGAAGCACGUAUUGGUUAUUCUGACAGAUAUGAGUUCCUACACAGAAGCUCUGAGAGAGGUCUCGGCAGCUAGAGAAGAAGUGCCAGGCUGGCGUGGGUUUCCCGGUUACAUGUACACCGAUUUGGCCACUAUCUAUGAAAGAGCUGGGCAAGUAGAAGGCAGGAAUGGGUCUAUUACUCAGAUCCCCAUUCUUACAAUGCCCAACGGUGACAUCACUCACCCCAUCUCUGACUUGAUAGGAUACAUUACUGAAGGCCAGAUCUACGUAGACAGGCAGCUGCACAAUAGACAGAUUUACCCACCUAUCAAUGUAUUUCCCCCUCUGUCCUGAUUGAUGAAAUCUGCUAUUAGAGAGGGGAUGACCAGGAAGGAUCACGCUGAAGUUUCAAACCAGCUGUACGCCUGCUAUGCCAUCGGGAAAGAUGUCCAGGCCAUGAAGGCUGCUGUAGGGGAGGAAGUCCUUACUUCAGAUGAUCUCCUCUAUCUUAAAUUCCUGCAGAAGUUUGAGAGGAACUUCAUUGCUCAGGGGCCCUAUGAAAACCACACUGUCUAUGACAUGCUGGACAUUGGCUGGCAGCUGCUACGUAUCUUCUCCAAGGAGAUGCUGAAGAGAAUCCCUCAGAGCACCCUGGCAGAGUUCUGUCUCUGAGACUCCACUGCAAAGCACUAGCCACACUUCGAGCUUUGUGAAAUGCUGGGUUUUCUUCCCUUGUGUUGGUUUGUACUUGUCAUCCCUGUAAUUAAAACAAGAAUAAGUGACAUACUUGUCCCAGUGUUCAUGAUGUGUUAAGCUGAUAACAGAGUUUAAAAUACACCCCUUCUCGAGCACCUGGAUCUUGAGUGG